AUGCGCCAGUUGCUCUGUGAGGCCCGGGAGCCGAGGCGCCAGAUGCAUGUUGAUCAGACCUACUGCCGGUUCUGCACCAAGACCAAGGCGCAGCUGACGGAGCUGGGCGCCAAGUUCGACGUCGUGGAGCUGGACGAGGUCGAGGGCGGCAGCGAGCAGCAGGACGCGCUCGAGGACCUCACGGCCCAGAGCACGGUGCCCAAUGUGUUCGUGGGCGGCAAGUCAAUCGGCGGCAUCUCGGACGUGCGCAAGCUGCACAAGGCGGGCGACCUCGAGCCGCUGCUCAAGCAGAGCAGGGCGCUGUAA
Phytophthora sojae is the source of this 306-nucleotide messenger RNA. RefSeq lists its product as hypothetical. Gene Ontology annotation, biological process: cellular response to oxidative stress. The record is from RefSeq and is a predicted model, not a curated record. Bases 1 to 306 code for a protein of 101 amino acids. The transcript has 2 exons. Gene Ontology annotation, molecular function: glutathione disulfide oxidoreductase activity. NCBI's taxonomy places the organism in Eukaryota, Oomycota, Peronosporomycetes, Peronosporales, Peronosporaceae. Gene Ontology annotation, cellular component: cytoplasm.